Arabidopsis thaliana (thale cress) is the source of this 849-nucleotide messenger RNA. RefSeq names its product Ribosomal L29 family protein. The transcript has 4 exons. Bases 126 to 497 code for a protein of 123 amino acids. The record is from RefSeq and is marked reviewed. Gene Ontology annotation, cellular component: cytosolic large ribosomal subunit; ribosome. Lineage: Eukaryota; Viridiplantae; Streptophyta; Magnoliopsida; Brassicales; Brassicaceae. Gene Ontology annotation, molecular function: structural constituent of ribosome. Gene Ontology annotation, biological process: maturation of LSU-rRNA from tricistronic rRNA transcript (SSU-rRNA, 5.8S rRNA, LSU-rRNA); translation.
AUACCACCCAAUAAGGAGACUCGUCAUAUAUAAAUGACCACUCCUCCGUUAUUAGGGUUUCUGAUUCUCGGAGCUAAAAGAAGAGCAAGCAGCGGCGCAGAAGUUGAACACAAGUGAAGCUCACAAUGGCGAGGAUUAAGGUUCACGAAUUGAGGGAGAAGUCGAAGAGCGAUCUUCAAAACCAGCUGAAGGAACUCAAAGCUGAGCUCGCUCUCCUCCGUGUCGCUAAAGUCACCGGAGGUGCUCCAAACAAGCUCUCUAAAAUCAAGGUCGUGCGUAAAUCCAUAGCUCAGGUUUUGACAGUGUCUUCUCAGAAGCAGAAGUCUGCUCUAAGAGAAGCAUACAAGAACAAGAAGUUGCUUCCUCUUGAUCUCCGUCCCAAGAAGACCCGUGCUAUUCGUAGACGCCUCACCAAACACCAGGCCUCGUUGAAGACAGAGCGUGAGAAGAAGAAGGAGAUGUAUUUCCCAAUAAGGAAGUACGCUAUCAAAGUUUAAGUUUUAGCUGCUAGAAACACUGUUUCAGCUUUUGUUUUUGAUGGAAACUUGUUCUUGUUCUUCACUUGUGUUAUCGUCUCAAACAGUUUCAGAUACUUGGAUUUUGGUUCUCAUUGAUGAUCUUUUGCUUCUAUCUUUUCAUGUUUUUUUGUUUUGUUGAGCUCAUUGAAAUUUAUAACUCAUCAGCAAUAAUCUGACCUGAACGUAAGAGAUAACUGAGGAUAAUAACUUGUUCAUUACUGUCAUUUCCCAAGGAACUUUGGUCCUAAUUCAUUUUUUUCCCAAGACUUUCGUUGCUCUAUUUAGACAUUCAGCUUCUAUCAAAAAUGUGUGAUUACAAAGGAAUUUGUUA